Molecule: messenger RNA, 7503 nt
Organism: Thunnus maccoyii (southern bluefin tuna)
Lineage: Eukaryota; Metazoa; Chordata; Actinopteri; Scombriformes; Scombridae
Gene: sorcs3a
Product: sortilin related VPS10 domain containing receptor 3
Exons: 27
Coding region: 216-3938 (1240 amino acids)
Cellular component (GO): membrane
Molecular function (GO): protein binding
Source: RefSeq, a predicted model, not a curated record
AGCUGGCUGCGAUACAGCUCCUCCCUCCUGUGUGGUGGCUUUCCCGACCAAAGAUCCUUGGACGUGAACAGUUUCGCUGAAGAGCAACCCCCCACCCCCAAAUAACCAGACGGACAAUCGAGGCGUCAGUUAUUCCAUAUCGACCUGAGUGAAGGGAGUUGAGGUGUCGGAUAAGGUCUCCAACGGUCCUUCACCCCCCCAAAUCUCUGUCAACGAUGGAGACUUGGGCUGGCUUCUGCCCAGGCUUGCACUUAUCUCUGGGUAUCUGGGUGAUGAUAGCCGCUCAUACCCUACAAAAUGUCAAGGCGGAGAUAACUUGCGCAUCUUGCCCGUCGCCAGUUCAACUUCAUCUGGAGGAAUUACAGCUGGGUAUGCGCACUGACCCGACAGAGGAGCCGACCCCCCUAAAAAACAUCCGAGUAGAGUUUAGGGAACUCGGGGUUGCAGACCAAAAUACUGGAGUGGACGACGACCAUGAGACAGGCGUUUCUGCCAAGGAUAUCCCCCAGUUCCCUCAAGAUGUCAGUUUGGAUGGAGUUAGUACAAAAGAUGAUGCAUCAGGGUCCAGUGAAAAAAGUCACCGCGGCAAUGACAAGAAAGGGGAGCCCGAAUUGGGUGAGGAUGCUGCGCUCCGGAGAGCGAGAAGAAGCGGUCCUGAGUUUGCCGAGUUCAGCGAGAGCGGGUGGACUGGCCGGUCUGACGUGGAUGCAGGCACUUCGGAGGAUCGGGGCUCGCUGUUAGACGGACACAGGCAGGGCAGGUCCGAGUUCAGAUGGAAUAGGGAUGAAGGGAGAGGGAAUAACCGGCAGGAUGAGCCCAAGCUCACCAGCAGCACUUUCGCUCUGACGGGGGACUCCGCGCAUAACCACGCGGUGGUCUACUGGUCAGAGCAAAACAGCAGCGUGAUCCUGAUUCUAACCCAGCUGUAUGACUUUCAUAUUGGCAGCGUCACUGAGACCACUCUUUGGAGAUCUACUGACUAUGGCUCCACAUAUGAGAGAAUGAAUGACAAAGUCGGAUCCAAGACUGUUCUGAGUUACCUUUAUGCCUGUCCAACUAAUAAGAGAAAGAUUAUGGUGUUGACUGAUCCGGAGUUUGAGAGCAGUGUGCUCAUCAGCUCUGAUGAGGGAGCCAGUUACCAGAAGUAUCGCCUCACUUUCUACAUCCUGAGCCUUUCAUUCCACCCCACUGAAGAGGACUGGGCCUUAGCCUAUAGUCAUGACCAGAAGCUGUACAGCUCGAUGGACUUUGGAAGAAAAUGGCAGCUCAUCCACGAACACGUCACGCCAAACAGAUUCUACUGGUCUGUCUCAGGCCUAGACAAGGAGCCAGAUCUGGUCCACAUGGAGGCUCACACACCAGAUGGAAGUGUGCAGUAUGUCACAUGCAGAGCUCAGAUGUGCACAGAAGCUAACAGGAACUACCCAUUCCCUGGAUACAUCGACAUCAGCUCUUUGGUGGUUCAAGAUGACUACAUAUUCAUACAAGUUCCUACAUCAGGACGAGCCACUUAUUACGUAUCCUACAAGAGAGACUCAUUCAUCCAAAUCAAACUGCCUAAAUAUUCCCUGCCGAAGGAUUUACACAUUGUCAGCACUGAUGAGAAGCAGGUAUUUGCAGCGGUGCAGGAGUGGAACCAGAACGACACCUAUAACCUCUACCUGUCUGACACCAGAGGGAUCUACUUCACCUUGGCCAUGGAAAAUGUCAAGACCACGAGGGGAACCGGGGGGAACCAGAUGCUGGACCUGUACGAGGUGGCAGGAAUUAAAGGCAUGUUGAUCGCUAACAAGAGGCAAGACAACCAGGUGAAGACCUUCAUCACCUACAAUAAAGGCCGGGACUGGAGGCUCCUGCAGGCCCCUGCUACUGACCUGGAUGGAAACGACAUCCACUGCAUACUGCCUUUCUGUUCACUUCAUCUCCAACUGCGAAUGUCAGAGAACCCUUACUUGUCAGGAACAAUCUCUACCAAGAGCUCUGCACCAGGGGUCAUAGUUGCCACAGGAAAUAUUGGAGCAGAGCUGUCUUACAACAAUGUUGGCAUGUUCAUAUCAUCUGAUGCUGGCAAUAGCUGGAGACAGAUUUUUGAAGAGGAGCACAACGUGUGGUUUCUGGAUAAAGGAGGAGCCCUUGUUGCUGUGAAACAGCCAUCUGUGCCAACCAGACACUUGUGGGUCAGCUUUGAUGAGGGGAGGCAGUGGAUCCAGCACAGCUUUUCCUCAGUUCCUCUGUUCGUGGACGGCGUUUUGGUGGAGGCUGGGGCUGAAAACCAGAUCAUGACCUUUUUUGGACACUUCAGCCACCGUUCUGAAUGGCAGCUCAUCAAGAUAGACUAUAAGUCCAUCUUCAGCAGGAGAUGCACAGAGGAAGACUAUCAAACCUGGCACUUGCACAACCAGGGUGAGCCAUGUGUGAUGGGACAAAAACAGAUUUACAUGAAGCGCAGACCUGGAAACUACUGUAUGCUGGGAAAGGACUACUCCAGAAUUCUCUCAGCUGAGUCCUGUAUUUGCCGAGCCCAUGAUUUCGAAUGUGAUUAUGGAUAUGAGCGCCGCGGCGAUGGGAACUGCAGGCCUGCCUUCUGGUUCAAUCCCUCCACUGUCUCCAGAAGCUGCAGCCAGGGUCAAAACUACCUCAACAGCACAGGGUACCGUAAAGUGGUGUUAAACAACUGCACCAAAGGAGUUAAGGAAAUGUACACGGCUAGAAAGCAACAGUGCCCCAACAGACCUCCUAAAGGACUUCUGCUGACCACCAAAGAUGGCAAACUUACUGCCAACCUGGGCAGCAACGUUACCUUCCUGGUGCAUCUGGAUGAGGGUGACUCUUUACGGACCAACAUCCAGCUGGAUUUCGGUGAUGGCACAGCCGUGUCAUACUCCAACCUGAGCUGGACUGAGGAGGGGAUCAAACAUGUCUACAAGUCUGCUGGGAUAUUCCGUGUCACAGCCAUGGCAGAGAACAACCUGGGUUAUGACACCACAACACUCUUCCUGCAUGUAACAUGUCCAGUGGAGCAUGUCCAGCUUCUUGCUCCCUUCGUGGUCAUAAGGAACAAGGAAGUGAACAUCACAGCAGUGGUUUUGCCAAGCCACUCACGCACAGUCACCUACUUCUGGUGGCUAGGCAACAAUACUGAGCCAGUGAUAAGUUUGGAUGGGAGUAUCUCGCACACCUUCCCCAACGAGGGAAUGCACACCAUCACAGUCCAAGUGGCUGCGGCCAACACCAUACUACAGGAUAGCAAGACCAUAGCUGUCAAAGAAUUCUUCAAAUCUCUACUUUUAUCUUUCUCCCCUAAUCUGGACGAGUUCAACCCCGACAUACCCGAGUGGAGGCAGGAUGUGGGGAGAGUAAUUAAGAAGGCUCUGCUCCAAGUGUCCGACUUCCCAGAAGAGCAGGUUUUGGUAGCUGUGUUCCCAGGAGUUCCAACAGCUGCUGAGCUCUUCCUGUUACCUCAUAAGAACCAAUCAGAGGGCAAGAAAAAGAGUGAGGAGGAGCUAGAGCAGGUGUCUGACAUAAUUGUAAGUGCACUGAACCAAAAUUUGGUGGAGUUUGAGCUGAAGCCUGGUGUAAGGGUGAUUGUGUACAACACACAAUUAACGCUGGCACCCUUGGUGGACUCAAACCCUCGACACAGCAGCUCGGCUAUGCUGAUGCUUCUAUCAGUGGUGUUCCUGGGGCUAGCAGUGUUCCUCAUCUACAAAUUCAAGAGAAAAAUACCUUGGAUCAACAUAUACGCUGAGGUGAACCAGGAGAAAGAGCAGGAGAUGAUUGGCUCAGUGGGCCAGGGCGACAGCACGCCUAAAAUCACUCUGAGUGAGUUCUCCACAUCCAAAGAACUCAUGGAGAAGGAACUGGAUGCCAGGGUCAAAAGGGGAGUUGGAAAUGCCUGCGAGAGCACAAGGGAGAUUCCAAACUGUACUAGUGUGUAAAGCCGGAGAGCGCAACAGUUUAUGUACAGAGCAAAGUAUUACAGUGUCGGGGGUUCUCUUUUUCUGUUUUGUAAUUCUCAACACAACUGAUGUUAAUAGUUUUCUAAGGGACCUCAUUUAUACAGACUUGCAUGGAUGUCUAGUUCAACAACAUCCAUGCAGCAAAUGUCAAUUUACUCAAUGAGAUCAUUGUAAUUACUGGCGAACAUACUCUGUUUUGUGGAUGCUACAUAACAACAUUCAUUUGCAGAGUGAAAUAUCUGUCGUGGAAAUCUAUGAAGAGUUAUGUAAAUUUCCUAAGGAGUUUGCUUUGAAAAUCAUUUCUGCCUAUAUAUAGACUAUAAUGUAUGAGUCUUCAAUCAAACAGGGAAUAUUAUUGAAAUGUACAAUAUUAUUAUCUGUUCUGUUAAAUGUAUAUAUUAUUACUUUCUACAUGCUCGUAGUCUGAGUACCAUGGCGAUGACAGGAGAUCUGACAGUGGUCCAUUUUUGAAAGUGUGUUUAAAAAGUCAAACAUAACUUAAAGAAAUCAACUUUGUUUUGAUAAGGUCCUUGACUUGUGCAUGUUCUAAUUGAGGACACGAUUUCUGUGUUGUAGAUAAGCAAGUGUUGUAAAUAGUUAUUUUCUAAUCAUUCAUCAGAAGAGCUCAAUCGGUUUUGCCUAAACUUCUGUUCUGCUCUUAUUUUCUUCAUUCAUGUAUCUAGUAGCAGGGGGUUUAUCUGCUCAUGCAGGUAGAACUGCAAUAGCUUAUUAUAGUUUUAACUUCCCUCCUUUUCCCUGGAAAUGACAUGAAAAGGAUCAACAUGAACAUGUUCUAUGUGUUUAUAUUUUCAUUAAACAUAUACAGUACAAUAGAUAGUCUGACAUUUUUACAUAGAUGACAGUCUUUAAACUACCUGAACCAAGCAUUAUUUUGUCAUCGGAAUCAUUGCAUUAAAUUUUGCCUUUGAUUCAAUGGCUUUGAAAUUUCUGAUUUAGCCUCAGAACAAAAGCUGAAUCAGGAUGAAAUAUUUACUAUAUUGUGGCUGCCAGUGAUCAAAAUCACAAUAUCCACAUGUUGGGACAAACAUGAUGACAGUCAUUCCAAAACUUUCUGAAAUGUGAUAUUAUACAUAUGUGUGUGUAUGUAUAUCCUCUAAAAUACCAGUAGGCAGGUUCCAUUCUUUAUUUGGUUCCUGUCCAAAUUUGCUAAACUCUGAUGAUAAUAAAUCUUUUUUUUUUCUUUUCAUCGUUCAGCCCUCUUUUUUUAUUAUUAAUUAGCAAGAUUAUUGUACAAAACAUUCAGAUAACGUUAAUCUUCUCAUCUUUAGCCAGAAUUUUUACAGGUGGAAUUGAAAGAUUAUUUUCUAUUAAUUAAUGUUAAUUCCAUAAAUAACUUAAUGACAGGACAAAAUGAAAUGUUUGGCUAUUAUCUGGAAACAUUAAGUUCUCUGCAAACUGGUUUGGCUGUUUGUGAGGAGAAAGAAACAUCAGUCUGAAACACCACUUUAGGAUUGUGAGUGGACUGUGUGUGUUUCUGUAGGUCGACGGGACCAACAGAGUGUUGAGUCAAUUAUAACAAUCUUGCUGAUCGCAUCACGUCAUUUUCAGUGGUCAGUCUCCCAGUUAAACUUAUGCAUGUUAUAUCAGUAAUUUAAGCUUGUCAAUUUAAUGAUCAUGAAUUGGGACUGUUGGUUUUGUGAUCAAGAAGUUCAUGAAAAAUACAGUGUGCAGAGUAAGUAUUUUACAUGAUUUCUACAUGUCAGAUACAACAUGGUGUAUUUUAUACUGCUCAUCCCAUUUCCAGAUAACCAGUGAACACUGAUUAGAUUUAAAACUCAAAACCUGAAAAUUGUCUGCCUUCUCAAAAGGUGACUAGAGAGCUAAAUUGAAUAUUUGAGUCUUAGGUAUGUCUAUAUUUAGCCACCUGAAUGUGUUUAAAGCCUCAUGCUAUUGAACCCAACACUAAGUAGGCCUAUAGAAUAUUUGUAUUUUAGAGGAUAUAACAAUGCGUAUGUUAUAUUGAAUUUAAUAUCAAAUAUCAAAAAUUCUUUUUGAAGAAAUUUAUCAACUCUGUAUUUUUUAUAUAUAUAUAAAUGGAUAUAACAGUAAUUUGGAAUGAACCCCUUCAGUGCAGUAUUUCUUACUGGGUCCUUUGCUCAGGGUUUUGGGGUGUUUCCUUCACACAGCAUGAAGAGUGCUUUACUUUGUCACUUGUUACAGAGCUUCAGAAUUAUUUGCCCACUCUGCUCCUUCUGUCAGCCCGCACACUGCUGUCUUGUUCAUCCAACAAAACCAAAAUAUUGUCUCCAAAUAUGAAGAAUAGAAGCAUUUGUAUUUAUUUAGACAUCUCAUAGUGUACAAACAAUACACUAAAGCUGGCUUUAUGUUAUUAAUCCACUCUCCCUGGUGCCAUCAGGCUCCUUUCACUACCCAACACUUAACUCUCUGCUUAGUUUGAAAUGAGGUAGUAGCGUCCUCCCAGCAUGCAACUCUCCACCAGCACUGUGUUCUCCAGCCCUACAAAAGCUAAGUGGCCUCGAGUUGACUCGUAUAAGCCUCCUGGUAUCCAGCGAGACAAUAAUCAGAAAGCUGGACAGCUGAGCAGAGGAUGCCCCAUGCAGAGUUCUCACAAUGCUCGGCUCAAGUAAACAGCGCUUGCGGGAGAAGUGAGAGGGGCAGGGGAACACUGCACAGAGAUAUAGGCUGUCACAUCACAUAUGCAUUACCUUGAACAGAGUGCUCUCAUCUCAAACCAAACAGCCAGGCCAGGCCUUGUUUACUGCAGACAGAAUACACACUGAACAGAGAUUGUUUUAUAGCUUUGUUGUAUUCAACACAUGUCAUGAGCAAAGGAUUGUUUGCUUGGCUGGAUUUUUGUUUGGGUGGGGGCUUUGAUGGUGUCACUUUGUUCUGAAACUUAUUAGUAAAACAGGAUUAGGGGGAAUAGAAAAAGAAAUAUCAAAAACUUUAACCACAGCUCUAGUCAUGUUUUUAUUGUGUUUUUUUGUUUGUUUGUUUUGUUUGUUUUUUCUUCUCUUGGACCCUUUGGAAUUGUGAAGAAUGUAUGACAACUACACUGGUCCAGUAUUCAUAACCAGGCUAUAAUGCUUGGUAGCAGCUGUUGCUGGAUAAGAAAAUAAGUAUUUCAUAACAGGCUGUAAAGACAGGAAAGACUGGCUACCAGAUAAUGUUGUGCUUUAUAUCUGCACAGAUAUAUUGGAACUGUCACCAGUAAAAGAAGCUCAUGGGUAAUUUGGGUAAUUUCCUGAUGUUUAUUUCCUCAUUGUUCAUUCAAUCACCAUUUUGAUCACUGGAAAUUUCUGUCUCAUCUGAUAACUCAAUGCCACAUUAUACUGUAAAAACCAGCUUGAGAUCUCUGGGGGGGAAUCCAUACUUUUAAAAAACGGAAGCAAGAUUUUUGCAUACUUCAGAAGGCAAAAGCAUUAUAAUGUUCUUCAGUGCACAAAAAUCUACAAUGCAUGCAUCAUCAGUAAUGUUCUGUUUCAUCUUUAUUUCGAUAUUUCUACGGUAAAGAAACUGUCAUUUUGAAAUUGUUUCAAAUAAAUGUAUUUUUGUACAUCAA